AAAACCAGUGGGCAACUGUGAAUUUGGGAUUACAUGGGCCGUUAUUAUGGUUUUCGGAAUACAUAUCACUGCAAGACGGUUUAGCAGAACAGAGAGCAAAGUGACGGCUGGAUAGCCGAGCAGCGGGAACGGGACAUCCUCCGGUGUUGUCGGGACUCUCCACAAUCAAGCUGCCCAUCUUCAUCCAAGCCCCUACUCUGAUGUGAACUGAACAAAUUCAUCUGUAGGAGUCAUCCUCUAAGUUGAGGAGCUGCCUCAUAGCUGGGGAAAGUCCAGGUGUUUGGGCCUCAAGUCAGAUUUACUGGCAGUCUGUGUGCUUCUAACCCACCAGCAUGCACAUUGGACAGUGGAUACCCUAGCCAAAACAGAUCCUGGCUUCCCAAAGAUGACAAGGUGCUGGCAGGCUGCAGCUACAAAAUGAUGGGAGGCAGUGAGACUGUCACUGGGGACAAGGAUGGGGUCCACACCACUGCAAUACACGUCCCCAUCGGCUGGCAGAGGAGAAUGGAGAGCGGGCGGGUGAUCUAUGUCAGUCCCAGUGGCACUGCCUUGUCCUCUCUGGACGAAGUCAAGACCUAUCUGUUGACUGAUGGUACCUGCAAAUGUGGCCUGGAGUGUCCACUCAUCAUUCACAAGGUAUUCAACUUUACUGUGGGAGUGAAGGUGGAACAGUGCAGCCAACCGUUAGGCAAAACAGAGCAGGACAUGACCAAACUGUGUAACCACCGCAGGAAAGUGGUAGCGAUGGCUGCUCUGUGUCGCAGUAUGCAGGCCUCACAGCUGCCCUUUCCCAACCUACAUCAUUCAGAGGUGAGCAGUCGAGGGGACAGCCGUGAUCCAAAGGGCCAACUCAUGGAGCAGGAAGAAGAGGACCGUGGCAUUUACCAUCCCAAACUCCAUCCAGUCCCUGCUCGACCCCACAACAACUUCCACUCAAAUCCCUGUGCCAGUCCCAAAUCCCCCCACCAGUUUAUUUACCCUUACAAUGGUUCCUCCCCCAUUCUUCACACAGCCACAAACUCUCACCAUCCCUUGGAUACUUUGAGAAGGCUUCACCAUCCUCCUCCUCUCCCUGCAUCCUCCACCUCUUCCUCCAACUCCUCAUUCCCCUCAUAUAGCGCUGCCCAGAGGUCACCCCGCACCCCCACACCUCAGAAUGUCAGUCAAGGUCAAAGAACACCCAAAACCCCGGAGACCCCUGGCUCUCCUCGGCUAGGGCCCCUCUCUUCACCUCCUCCCUCUUCCCCUAUGACACUUGGUGCAGGAGGAAGAGCAGGACAUACUCACACUCAUCACCCUCAUGGUGUUAUUGUGGGAGGCUCCACCCUCUCUCCAUCUCCCUCCCUCUCACCCUCUGUCCAUAACAUGAACUGUGUUUCUCCUCACCAGCGGACCCACCACCCUUCAGCCUCUCCUUCCCCUUUCUCUGAGCAGGGCGGAGGCUCAACAUUAGCAGAAGGAGGACAGAUGGGAAGUAACUUGUCUCAGAGGAGGAAAUCCACCUCUUCCUCUCCACACUCCCCUCUCCCUGGUGGCUCCCCAAACCCCAGCCCCCACUUCCCCAAGUACAAGCUGGAAGAUAUCUUGGAGCAGUUUAAGAACUCAGGCAACAGCAGCACUAAGAACCACCAUCUCCUAAACCCUAGUAACCCCUCCUUACUGACCAACCAAAGCAGUAGCAACCCUCAUGCUCUCUCCUCAAAGCCCUCAAAGAGCAUCAUGAGUCAGACUUCCAGCACAGGACCACCAGGUUUUGGGUUGAACUCUGCAGGUCCCUCUAAUUUGCCUCUGGGGGCAUUUCUGAACCACCACCACAACCAUCAGGGCAAAAUGCCACAUCCAGCUUCUUUUCCUGCAAGUAACUUGCUCUCUGCAGCUGCCAAGGCUCAACUGGCUAACCAGAUAACCCAGAGCCAGAGCUCAAAUGCGACCAGCAACCCAGCAAGUUUGCCCUCUUCUCUGGAGGUCUUGAAAGAGGCACAGCAGCAACAGUCAUCAAAGGUAACUAACAGCACUUUACAUAACAGCCACCCUCCCUCCUCCAUUGCUUCUACCAGGCCUCCCCAUUCCUCCCUUGCAGCAGCCUCUGCCAUCCUCUUUCCUCCAUCCCACGCGCUGGCCCAGUCCCUGGCUCCCUCUCUGCCCCACCUGCCUCCCACAGCGGAGCGCAAUGCAUCGCACAGGAAGAGGCAACGGCGGUCUCCGACAGUUCUCAGCAUGCUUAGAGACACCCAGCAGCAGGCUAAUGGGCCACAGAAGACCCCACCAGGAGAAGCUGUUUCUGCUACAGUUAUCAACCUUUCCUCGUCUUCCUCCCCCUCCUCCUCAUACUCCUCCUCCUCUUCCUCUUCCUCUACCUCAACUGUGCAGAACCAGAAUGCUGUCAUGUUGGAAACCCAUCAUCAUCUCCUCCCCGGGCAGAUGCCCAGGCUCCCUGCUUCUCGACAGACAGCACACCUUUCCAGGCCUCCUCGACAAAAUGAGGCUCUGGAUUUCACUACAGGUCUGACUCCUACACCUCUUGGCUUGGAUCCUCCAACCCAGCCUCUGUCUGCUCUGUUACACCUGCUCAGUGUACAGAAUGCACAGGCCACAGCCUCAACAUCAGCAUCCAACAUUGCGUCCGCUCAGCUAGGAUCUGAGUCUGUUGAAGGAGGUGGACACACUAAUAAACAGAGCCCUAGACUCUCGCCCUCUUCUCCCACUCCUCAUUCUAACGUCAGGCACCCGCAGAGUCGGUCACCCUGCCUAAACAAUGACACUAACUCUCAGCUCUCGGUGCCACAGCCGCUUUCUCCUCCCCCUACUUCCUCUCAGUUCAGAUCAGUGCAGUCUCAUUUACACCCUCAGUCUGCUAAGUCAAGUCCUCUACAAAGACAUUCUCCUUCUGCAAUAGUGGCGCCCAACUCAAAUGUAACUUUACACAACAGCAGCAGCCCAUCUCAGCAUAGGUCCCCAAAUCCCUCAGACAAGCAUCAACCAACGGAAAAUCACAUUCCUACAAUAGACUCUGUUUCCCAGGCACCUUUGCAGGAAGCCGCACCAGAGGGCACUGUUGCAAUGGAGCUCAGUAGUAACAGCUUAUCAACAUCAGUUGACCUGAGUCAUUCUCAAGGCAGUGUUACUAUGGCAAUAUCCACCUCCCCAAAGCCUCUUGAUCUUAGUAACCAUGUCCUGGCCCUUCUCGCAGCAUCUUCUACUGUGCCACAGGGGGAGGGCAGCACCUCCAAUAGCACCAUUGAUGUUGACAUGUCUUCCCAAGAAAAUCACACUGCAGGGGCAGACGAGUCUGGAUGUGUGGACCCGAAGGUCUCCACAGUGACCAAACCUCCAGCAGCCCCCAGCCCUGAGCCCAUCACCUCUCGUCUUGGGGAUAAUAACAACCCCCCGACUUCAGCUGUGGGUGACUCAAGCCCUGCCUUACAUCUGGCAGAGGCCUUCCCCUUUAUGAACCAAGAGCAGCUGCUUCAGCUUCUGUCAUCCACAGGAGGGGUACCAUCCCUCCUGGACCCUACAGUUCUUGCUUCAUUGCCCCUAGGGGGGCUGUGGUUGGGAGGACAACAUACACAGAUACCCCCUGCCAGUGCUACACUACAAACACCACAGAAUCUUGCAGAGCAGCAGCAAUCAGAGCAGCAGCAACAGCAUUUACUGAUACAACAACAAGAGACGCAGCAGCAAAACCAGGAUCAACAACAGAAGCAACAACAUAUAAACAACAAUCCUCUGUUUCCCUUGUUGCCCUUGUUAAGUGGUGCUCAAGGAGAGUUGCCUCUGAACCUUUUGGGCCUAUUGAACCCGCUCCUACCCCCAGCCACAACCCCUACCCCAGGACAGGAGGCUGAUUUAGGGCUAACAGAAAAACCCAGCCUUCAGGCUUUGGUUAUGGCCUCCUUAUUACUUGGGCAACAGCAGGCACCUUUGUUGCCUCUGUCUGGGCUGGGUCAGUUGAGCCAAGUCAGUUUGGAAGUUCCUCUCCAGCAACCACAGCAGAUCCCCACCACACUGGAGGGACUAACCCUGGAUAAAGCCUCUGGCCUCCUGGAUCCAUCUACCCUACCGGGCCCGGGGCUCUUGGAGGUCGCCCAGGGUCUCCUCCCCAUUCCUCCAGGAGCUGAGGGCACGAUCCAAGCCCUGCAGUCUUUGCUCCUUCCUGCCACUCUUCCUCCUCCCCCUGCAGCCUUCCUGCCCCUCAGCCCUGCCUUGCUCACUGCUGCCCUGAGCUCUGCAGAGCUCCACCCGCCUCCCCACACCCAAUUAGCUCCUGCACAGCAAACCCAACAUACCCAACCUCAGGUACCUACUGAUGCUGGUGUUGAUACCCUCAUACCCCUAUCUCUCCAAGGCAAAGACAACCCCAUCCUCCAGCAGUUACUUCCCACUUUGCUCAACCCUGCUGUAUUAGGAGAUCUUUCUGCCAUCACAGGCCUCCAUAACAUGGUGGGGAUUGGAACAGGUUCCAUCCUCCUACCCCCUGUCCAAACCUCUGCUUUGGGCAUGCCUCUGCUGCAGGGUCCAGAUGGGGCCAUUAACUUGCUCAACAACAUACAGCUGAACCUUGCACCACCCUCAGAGGGAGAGAAGCCAGUCUCAAUGCAAGAAACACAAAACCCUGCUCCACAGGAAAAUAUUCCAACCAGUCAGAUUACUCCUGAUGUGGUUCCCAGUCCUGCUCCAGCUCUGCCUCAAGGUCCUGCCCCUGCCCAAGAACCCACCCCACCCCCCCAGCGAGAAUCUGAGGGCAGGGCUGUGAUCGACCCUUACACCUCUUUCAUGGACACGAUUUACACCUCCUUCCUUCAAGUCAGUGCUAAAGAGCAGGAAGACGGGGCCCAUCUGGGUCCAUCUGACCCCACUUCACCCUUCUGUGCCUUACCGCCGGUUUCUUUCCCUGUGGCGCACCAUACCCCAUCCACCUCUGUCCCAACUCUGCCACAGGCAAGUUCCCCAGUCUCAUUGAGUCCACGCAGGGCCUGUUCCCUCCGCAACCCAGACUUAUCCCGACUCAGCCUGGAAGCAGCAGCCCAUUCCCCAGCCCAGGGGACGCCCAAACCCACUGAGGAUGGGUCUACGUCACCCUUACAAAGGAAGCCAGUCAUAGUAGAGGGACAUACUCACCCAGAACCUCCUAUGCCACCCAUAUAUUUGGAAGAGGCUAAGACAGACUGUACUGGGCCUGCUGCAGCUGUGUGCCCUUUCGUGGAGGCAGGGGGGGAUAGACAGGGGCACCUUCCCCAUUCAGGGUACCUUAGUCCCAUGGAUGGAUGCAGUGGUAGGCCCAGUGAGGAGACAGCUGGGACAUUGCUGCACACUGAACAGGGAAGGGAUCAAGCAGGAGCAGCGGGCGGAGCCAGAAGAGGAAGGAAAAGGAAACAAACGCUACAGAAUGUGUUAGAAGACUUCAGAGACAUGGAUGCUACAGCACUAGAGGAAACCAAGGCUACGACAGCACUGCUGAAGCCUGAGAGGUCAGUCCGUGGCAGGAGGCGACGAGGUGCCAGGUCUCAGAGGCAGUGAUUGGUGGAGGGAGCUGUCAGUCAGACCUGUUCACCAAUCAAAGGUGGCCAGAUGCCCCCCUUUCCCCCUCCAUCUCUCCACUAUCAUCACCACUGUUUAGACC
Seriola dumerili (greater amberjack) is the source of this 5620-nucleotide messenger RNA. RefSeq names its product mucin-4-like (gene mbd6). Lineage: Eukaryota; Metazoa; Chordata; Actinopteri; Carangiformes; Carangidae. The transcript is spliced from 13 exons. Bases 418 to 5517 code for a protein of 1699 amino acids. Gene Ontology annotation, molecular function: DNA binding; chromatin binding. Gene Ontology annotation, cellular component: chromocenter; nucleus. The record is from RefSeq and is a predicted model, not a curated record.